This is a messenger RNA of Epinephelus fuscoguttatus (brown-marbled grouper), 9774 nucleotides long. RefSeq names its product unc-5 netrin receptor Db (gene unc5db). Bases 266 to 3151 code for a protein of 961 amino acids. Gene Ontology annotation, cellular component: membrane. Gene Ontology annotation, biological process: netrin-activated signaling pathway. Gene Ontology annotation, molecular function: netrin receptor activity; protein binding. Lineage: Eukaryota; Metazoa; Chordata; Actinopteri; Perciformes; Serranidae. The transcript has 17 exons. The record is from RefSeq and is a predicted model, not a curated record.
UCUCCUGCUGCGCACACACGCACAGCAAAAGUGAAGUGAAGAUGCUUCUGUCCUUUCGAUCAACAGUCCAGCUCGUAAGCCAUUCACUUCCUCCUCUUCAUUUUCUUCUCCUUCUCCUCCCAGAGCGCCAAACUGUCCCCUUGCCUGGUUUACAGAAGGAACUUGCGCAGCCGGGCUCGGCCAGCUCGGAGGAGGCGAGAGGAGGCACCAGAGAUCCGGAGCACCGUCACCCCUAUAGCGUAUCCGUGGAGAACUACGCGUCGGUAUGGGUGCGCUGACAAAAGGACGUUACCUCUCCAUGGCGGGCCUCCUGCUCCUUGUUUAUUGCACAGUAUCAGUGAUCUCCAAAGGUACCACAGGGGAUGCUCAGCCUGAUGCCCUACCUUCGGUGCAAGGCACCUUGCCGCACUUCAUCCAGGAGCCAGAGGAUGCGUAUAUCGUCAAGAGCAACCCCAUUAAGCUGCACUGUCGAGCCGCACCCGCCUUACAGAUCUUCUUCAAAUGCAAUGGAGAGUGGGUGCACCAGAAUGAACACUUUUCCCAGGAGUAUAAGGACCUCAACACUGGGCUGAAGGUGCGUGAGGUGAUGAUCAACGUGUCCCGUCAGCAAGUGGAGGAUUUUCAUGGCCCGGAAGACUACUGGUGUCUCUGUGUAGCCUGGAGCCACCUGGGCACCUCUAAGAGUCGCAAGGCUACUGUCCGCAUUGCCUACCUGAGGAAAAACUUUGAGCAGGACCCCCAGGGGAAGGAGGUGCCAAUCAACGGGAUGAUCGUUCUGCACUGUCGCCCUCCAGAGGGAGUGCCUGUAGCAGAGGUGGAGUGGCUAAAAAAUGAGGAGCUGCUGAGUUCCCUGACUGAUGACAACAUCGACACCCGUGCAGACCACAACCUCAUCAUCAACGAGGCACGGCUGUCUGACUCGGGCAACUAUACCUGUCUGGCCAGCAACAUUGUGGCUAAGAGACGCAGUGCCACAGCCACUGUGAUUGUCUUUGUGAACGGCGGCUGGUCCCUGUGGACAGAGUGGUCGCCCUGUAAUGUGCCAUGUGGGCGGGGUGUCCAGAAGCGAUCUCGAACCUGUACUAACCCGGCACCUCUCAACGGCGGGGCUUUCUGCGAGGGAAUGUCUGUACAGAAGAUCACCUGCAAUGCACCGUGUCCAAUUGAUGGAGGCUGGGACGAGUGGAGUGAAUGGACCGUAUGCAGCAGCCAGUGUGAGAAGCAGCGAAGUAGGGAAUGCAACUCCCCAGCACCCAGACACCGAGGCAAGAUGUGUGAAGGGAACAGCGAGGCCACUGAGAACUGCACAGAUGGACUAUGUACCCAGAAUCGAAAGCUGCUACAUGAUGUUAAACCUCAAAGUAUGGACAGCACCAGUGAUGUAGCACUGUACUCAGGCCUGGGAGCAGGCAUCAUUGCUGUGGCAAUCCUCGUGGUGGCUGUCAUGCUGUACAGGAAGAACCACAGCGAGUACGGCGUGGAUGUCAUUGACUCCUCCGCGCUCACCGGGGGUUUCCAGUCUUUCAACUUCAAGACCACCAGACAAGGCAACCCGCUACUUCUCAACUCCUCGAUGCAGCCUGACUUAACAGUGGGCCGGACAUACAGCACACCCCUCUGCUUCCAGGACAGCACAGACAAAGAGCUCUUUGACCCCCUGCCAGACAUCAAGGUCAAAGUUCAGAGCUCCUUUAUGGUUUCACUAGGUGUGGCUGAGCGGGCGGAGUUCCACGCCAAAGCCCCAGCUGAGACCUUCCCGAGAGACCUGAGCCGGGACUACAGCAGCACGGUGGAUAGACGCAAGAAAGGCCUGCUCACCCUCAAUGGGCCCUUCAGCACCUGCAAAGAGCAGCUGAGGACCACCGGCGUGUUCGGCCACCCCGGAGGGCGCCUGAUGGUGCCAAACACCGGGGUCAGCCUGCUGGUGCCUCAUGGAGCCGUGGCUGAGAAUAUGUCCUGGGAGAUGUACAUGGUGAUCAAUCAGGGAGAGGCAAGUGUCCAAACACUGGAAGGCUGUGAAAUCCUCCUUGGCCCAGAGGUGAUGUACGGUCCUCCGGGCUUGGACCUCUUCUGCCCAGUGGCCAUGACCAUCGCUCACUGCGCUGAGGUGGACACUGAGAACUGGAACAUCCAGCUCAAGAGGAAAACCCAGGACAGCAAAUGGGAGGAAGUGAUGUCAGUGGAGGAGGAGUCCACUUCCUGUUACUGCCUGAUGGACUCGACGAGCUGCCACCUGCUGCUGGACCAGCCGGGCUCGUACGCCCUGGUGGGCGAGCCCCUGACGCAGGCUGCCGUCAAGAGGCUGAAGCUGGCUGUGUUUGGGAGCAUGGAGGCCGGCUCCAUGAGUUACAGCCUGAGGGUGUACUGUGUGGAUGACACGCCACACGCAUUUCAGGGAGUGGUGGCUGCAGAGAAGACCAGAGGGGGUCAGCUCCUCGAGGAGCCAAAGAUGUUGCCUUUCCGAGCGAACACCUUCAGCCUCCAGGUGUCCAUCCAAGAUGUUCCCCAGUUCCUGUGGAGCAUCAAACCCUUUACCACAUGUCAGGAGUUCUCCUUCCCCCAAGUGUGGUGCAGCAACCAGCAGCCCCUGCACUGUGCCUUCUCUCUGGAGAGAUACAGCCCUGCCACCGCCCAGCUCUCCUGCAAAAUCAGCGUGCGCCAGGUCAAAGGCCACGAGCAGAUUCUGCAGGUCUACACAGCUGUGGCCGAGACUGAAAAGGAGUCGGUUCCAUUUUUUAUGCAGACAGACUGCACCAUCACGUCCCAGACGGGGCCCAAGGCCUUCAAAAUCCCCUUGUCCAUCCGCCAGAGGAUCUGUGCCACCUUCGACACUGCCAACGCCAAGGGCAAGGACUGGCAACUCUUAGCCCAGAAGCUCCACUUAGAUCGAAACCUGGGUUAUUUUGCAAAGCAGCGGAGCCCGUCGGCAGUCAUACUGAGCCUGUGGGAGGCUCGCCACCAGGACACUGCUGACCUUGACUCUCUAGCCAGUGCCCUCGAGGAGAUUGGCAAGAUUCACUCCAAAAGCUCCCCCAAGGACCAGGAUGAGCCGGAGUCUGACUUCAAUCACAUACAAGCGGGCAGUGUAUACGCAACGGGCAAACUAACAAAUCAGACAACAGAGGACUCUGCUCCUGAAUAUACAGGCUGAGGGGAAAGAGAGUGAGUGAAAGCUGACAGACUAGGGCAUAUAUCUGUGUACGCACACGGCCAGUGAUAGACAACACACCACGGCAGUGCGCUGGAAGGUCACAAGGUUGUGAGUGCACAGUGCGAGCAGUCAACAUGCCGACCAAUUACAAUAGAUGGAGGUGAGCCGGUACCUGCUGUGGAUCUACCCCUCUCUUUUAAGAAUCUGUCUGAGGAUGGACUGUACAUUUUUUCUGCCUUUCCACUCCAUUUUAAGUUAAUUUUUAAUUUAUUCGUUGUUUCAUGUUAAAGCUGCCCCUCUGUAUAUUCAUUUUUCAGGUCAGAGGGUGAGCGGGUUAUAUCCUGAACUUUGAUGCAUAUUAUUUUCUGAAUUUGUGUUAAAUUAGAUCCUUUUUAUCUCACUUGGGACUGUCACUACCACCUCCCCUCCUUUUCCCAGUGGUCCACCCGGCAGCUGGACAUAUUUGCAUACAAGUUCUUAUAUGCAAAUAAGAUGAUACAACUGUGGCGUCAUUUCAGAGACACAUGAUCAGAUUUCUUAUUUUUCCCCACACCACAUCCCUGUGUCAACGAGUGAAUGAGGACUUCGAAGCUACGUUUUUUGGCGUCCAAUAUUAUAUUUUUAAAAGGAAGCUGCUGAUUGCUUAAAUGUUGUGAUUGUGAACUUUUAAAGCCAAGUAUCUUGACAUUUGCCCAUUUUCAUCUCUCAAAAAAAUCUAGUCUAUGGGAAGAUAAAAAAUUCUCAUAGACAACCAGUGUUGUAUGAUCAUUUAUUUAAAAAAACAAACAGUUAAGAGAAAUACAGUAUCAGCCCCAGUUUAAUCAUGAAGGACAGCACGAUCAGAGUGUGACCUCCCAUGUGUUAACCCAUAAGGGAAAAUGAUGGUUGUGGCAUAAUGUGGCAGAGUGAGAUUUCUAACCGUGGCAUUGCAGUUCAUUACAGUUUCCUCCACCAAGCGAUAGAGAGGAAGGAAACUGUAAAACAUCAUUUCCUGGCACGGCAGGGAGCGCAUCGCCACGUCUUAUCACCCAAUUCCCACCACUAACACCCGUCACACAGACCUCAUAUCAGGCCCUGACACACCCGAUUGCCCCCGCCACCCCCUCACCCCAAACACAUGCAGACACACACACUGACAUUUCAUGGCUACAGAGGUCAUGUGCACAUUGAGGCUGUGUGAAUUUGCAUAUUGUACAACAAAACAAAAAAGGAAUACUGAUGGUCACGGUGUCAGAGAUACAACAUGCUGUCACUUUUCUGUUCAAACAGCUUGAUCUCAUAGAAAUGCAUCAAAUAGUCAUGACCUCUUAACAACACAUAAUGUGGUGGUGGGCAUGAAAUUUAGUGAAAAUUUAGUGCUGGUAACAUGAAAACAACGGCAUUGCAAAGUCAGUCAGAAUCUUUUGUUGUGAUGGACACAUGAAUUAGUAUAAGUACAGAAUAAGAAUUAGUAUAAAGAGCGAGAAAGUUCAUGUAAGGUGGCCAAGGGGCUAUGGCUAGGUCAAACAUGCAUGGACUUUUAACCAGGAGACUUCUGUUUGUGUCACAUGUCAACAUAUUUUGCUGUUUAAAAAACACUACUCAACUAAAUACAAUCAUUUCUUAUUUUCUUUGAUAUUUUUGUCAUAGACGGAUGAUACAAAGAUGACCGCUGGGUAAUACAUAUGUUGAUGCUGUCCGAUGUAAAGUCUUUAUUUGAUCAUGUGAUGAGAUGCUAGGAUAUAUGGAAAUCUGGCACUGGUGCCCGUCAUGACUAGCUUACAUCACUGAAGGGAUCCUUUUCAUAAUGUCGUCAGACUAGUCCAAUAACAAUCUGAGCCAUGUUGUUCCCAUUAGUCACUUAGACACAACAACAUUAAAAAUAUGGUCCAGGUAGAAAAAUACUAAAGUUAUUCUUUAACCAAGUUUUUCUUCUUUUUAUUAUUAUUUUUCUCUAAAUCUAACCAAGUCUUUUUCUUUCCCUGAACCUAACAAAACUGUGACCAUUUGUAAAAGACUUUGCAUUGGCAUGGUUUAUGUGUUGCCCGCAUGUAAUUUUAAUAAAUUUUGUGCUCACUACAAUGUAGUGCAUUGUUAAGAAAUGCAUUACAUGUCCAUUUCGGGUAUUUCUGUGAGACUGUGUUGAUUCAAAUCACACUAAACACACAUCAUACUGACAGAAUGAUAAAAACAAAAAAGCUUGCUGACCAUUACAUUGACAAAAAUAAAUUAAUAACAGCAACAUAUCAUUCCAGAGACAGUGUCCUGGUUACUCUGGAAAAUCCACAGAACAUACUGUUAACAGUUUUCUAUGGGGAAAACAGCCCCACAAAUGAAAUUCCGUUUAUCUCCAUUCUACUGGGGUUUUUUUAGGUAGAAAUCUCAGAGGCAGAUAUCUUAAAACUUGGACAAAUAGAAUUUUAAGAAAUAUAUUAGUACUCUGAUUUUUAAAUAUGCUAGGCUAGGCUAAACUACACAAGGCUAAUGUAUACUCAAAUAGAGGAGAGCUAGUCAGUGUGUGAAGCUGUAGAGGCAGGUUAUAAUUGUUCACUUCUAAAAAGAGCUGACUUACAGCAGCAGGGAAAAGACUGACUUUUCUGAAUUCUAUACACUUAAUCACACAUCUGCACCUUUGUGUGGAGUGUUCGGAAGGGUUAGCUACAGGGAGCUUCAUCCCAUCUGUGACCCCAGCACUUCUCUUUGAUUCUGUGUCACAACACUACACAGACUUCAGGGGGGAAGUUAUUUUUCAUGAAUUUACAUGUCUGUCCUCCCAAAAUAAUAAAAUGUUUGCCUGGGGUAAAACCACCAUAUAACACAGACUCCAUUUGGCCACUGCCUCUUCUUUCUGUAAGCUAGCAGAGUAGCCUAAAUGUGCAUCUAGCGAGGAAGAGCAGCAUAGCAGAAGGACACAGUAGGUGGUUAUGGAUUUAAACAUUCGUUUGCCCCAGGAAAAACAUUUUGUCAUUUUAGGCAGACUUCAAAUGCAUUUGGUAAUACAAGUGACUGCUGGAUAACAGGUAUAAAAUAGCAGUUUUGCAUAGAAAACACUACAUUAGCUUGUGACCAAGUCGUUUCAGUGAGGGUAUACUUAAGCAUUUGGUGUAAAACACCCUAAAUGGCUGUUUUUAAGUGUUGUUAAUCACUGUUAAAAUGAUCAAAAAGAUGUUAUUUGUGACCUGUAGACUAUGACAUGAUGCCAUUUUACUUGACCUACUGUUUCACUACAACAUAGGCCUUAUUUUGGCCCUGAAAGGGCCCUGUGGCCCUAGUUUCCCACAUUUUCUGCCUAUAUGACUAAUGGGAACAACAGUUUUUUUAAAAGUAGUCCAGUACUGAGCAAGAGAGCUGCAGCGACAAAACAAGCUACAAUCUACAGUGGCAUGCAAAGGUUUUGGCACCUCUGGUCAACAUUUCUUUUACCGUGAAUAGUUCAGUGAGUAUGUAACUGAUCUCCAAAAGGCAUGAAGUUAAAGAUGAAACAUGAUUUUCAACACUUAAAGCAAGAUUACUAUAUUCAAUUUUGUUUAGUACAAUUUUAGAGUGAAAAAGGAAAGGAGCACCAUGCAAAAGUUUGGGCACCCCAAGACAUUUGACUGACAACAUUUAACAGGGUGUCAGACCAUAAUUAGCUUAGUCAGACUAUGGCUUGUUCACAGCCAUUGUUAGGAAAUUUCAAAGCUUUAUAAAUACUCUGACUCCUGAAACCUUGUCCCAACAAUCAGCAGCCAUGGGCUCCUCUUAACAGCUGCCUAGCACUCUGAAAACUAAAAUAACUGAUGCCCACAAAGCAGGAGAAGACUUUAAGAAGAUAGCAAAGUGUUCUCUGGUAGACACACCUUAAAAUCCACAAUGGACUACCUCAAGAGGAGCAAGCUGAAGGUUUGCCAUGGCCCUCACAGUCCCUUGACCUAAACAUCAUUGAAAAUCUGUGGAUGGACCUCAAAAGAGUAGUGCAUGCAAGACAGUCCAAGAAUCUCACAGAGCUAGAAGCAUUUUUUCAGGAAAGAUGGGUGAAAAUCCCCAAAACAAGUAUUGAAAGGCUCUUGGCUGGUUGAAGUCUGGUUACAAAAAGCAUUAAGAAGCUGUGAUACUUGCCAAAGGGGGCACAACUAAGUAAUGACCAUGAAGGGUGCCCAAACUUUUGCUUCAGGCCCUUUUCCUUUUUUGUUCUUUUAAAACUGUAAAAUAUUUAAAUUUAAAAAAAAUCUUGCCUUAAAUAUUGAAGAAAUGUGUCAUCUUUAACUUUUUUUUUUUUUAACCUUCUACUUUCUUACUGUAAAGACAGUUUUGACCUGGGGUGCCGAAACUCUUGCAUGCAACUGGAACCAUGCAAGGCAUGUUCACACCAUCCGUUUAAGUCCACUUAAAGUAUGUGUUUUUGCCACUGACAUGUUAAGAUUAUUAUUCUAUGUGUCUGACUACUUACUGAAAGCAUCCUUACAGAGACAGGCCUUUUUGUUAAAGAGUAAGAUCCUUUUCUUCAAACCAGAAACAGCACCGAAAUCACCAUCACCAAACCCACCAGACUCCAUUUAGAUAAAGAGUAAAUUCAGUGUGUAAAGAGCGGGCAUAUUUUUACAUCUAACUCAGUGAAUUAAGGGUUUAAUUCAACUAAGCCAGAGAUGGCGAUUGUUGGAACUGUGGAAAAAUAAACCAAAAUGGAUUUUGUAGGUUUUAUGUUGUUGUUAGAUUUUGAAUGAAGUGUGUUUUAUGAUGAUAAAAUUUAAAUUUUAUUUAAAUGGAGUCUGGUGGGACUGGUGAUAGCAAUGUCAGGCUGUUUCUGGUUAAACAAAAAGGAUCUUAUCUAUACAAUACCUGUCUCCAUAGGUAUACUUUGCAUGAGUUGUCAGAGACUUACAUUAACAAUCUGAACAUGUCAGUUGCAAAAAAAACGCACAUUUAGUAGACAUAAAUUGAUGGUGCAAACAUGCCCUGAGUGGUACAUUGCAGCCUGUUUCGCCACUAUGUCGGCAUCAAGUCUCUCAAAAAUUGUUGUUCCCACGAGUCACUUAGACACAAAUGCAUGAGAAAAUAGGUUCCAGGUUGAAAAUACCAAACUUACCCUGAAAGUAAAGAUGAAAAAACACCCCCUGUUUUUCCAAUACAGCAAUGACUCUUGCUUUUCCUCAAGGUGAAGGCUUUUAUUUAAAUAUCAGCGAACCCUGUUGAUUGAGUCUUGUGUACUUUCUCGCCUGUACUUAAAUUCAGGAAAUGAGCUUACUAAUCACAGUACCUGGAACCAUGAACAACUAUACAGUAUGAGUAAUGUGGUACAAAUAAAAGUGAAGCCGUGGAGCUGCACUCUUCCUCAGACUUUGUCGGUAGCAACCAGUUGAGUCGGUCUUUGCUUUUAUCCAGUCCUUAGUCUAUAGUGCUCACAAAUCCUACGCUGUCUCCAAUCUUAGUGCUGAUACUCUAAUCUGUAUAGAGUCAAAAGCAGUGGAUUUUUGGCACAAUGUUGAAUACUAUAACAAAAUCAGAGGCCAUUUCUUCAUCUUCAGAUUGGUACCUCCAACCAUGACUGACUUACAUAAUUGCCAGAAUUAACCUGCAUAAAGCUGGGUACAAUUCUUGCUGUCAGCCAAACAAACUCAACCCACAAUUCCUUGUCUAUGACUGCAUUUCCCUAACAUUUCUAUUUGAAUUUAAAUUCUGCUGGCUAUUUUUAAGAUAAUAGAGCUGUGUCUAUUUUGAAUAUGUCCCUCAGCAGUUUAUCAGGAAUGAUAUGAUGACUUUGAAUACAUCACUGAGUAUUUCUGACCUGACAUAUGUGAAUGGCAUCAUCUUGUCAUGAUAAAGAAGCAUUUUGAUUUCUCUGCAUCAUCUCUAUGCAUUUCUAAUCAAAUUCCAUCCAUAUCUUUAUGUAAUUUAAGCUGGUACGUGAAGAAUGUGGAAGGUAAUUUUUUUUUUUUUUUUUUUUUUUUUUUUUUUUUUGGUUACUCAAUAUGAUUGUUUCCUUAAUUGUGACUAACUGGAUUCUCCUUUUCAUUCCUGCAAGCAAAGAGUGUCAAAAAUGGAAAUGUGUGCUUUUGUAACGCUUAGCAGAGGCUUAUGUUGCAUCAAGAGCAUCCUGUCUGUGCUGUACACCCCAUCACACAUAACAAUCGCCUUCAAUCCGGAUGUGUUUCAGCUGUGUCCACUGUAUCCCACUAAUGUGUUGAAAUUUUGUUUUGUUUUUUAAAUGAGCUCACACACACACACGCACCUACACAAAAACGUAUUCUCACUAUGUAUAAUGCUUUGGUGUAAGACUAACCCUGUAUCAUGAGAUUAAAAGUUCACUGUUGCGUCCAUGACCUUUCUGUCACCUGAGUUGGUCGGUCCCAUGCUCUUUUUUGCUUUACGCAUGGCCUUCGGCUUCAUAUCACUAUUCUUGUGCCUUGUUUAACUACUGUAAAUGGUGAAUGUUGUAAAGUACAGAUGCGGAUGAAAAAAAAAACAAAAAACAAUUAAUCAUACUGACAUACAUUUAAAGGUAUUAGUUGAAAAAGUAUUUAAAAUUAUAAUAUUGACUAGGCUGCAGAGCUUUUCUAGUGCUGAACAUCUAUGUUUGGUAAUGCCAGGGCAGCUUUGUGGUAUAUUGUAUCUAUAAUUAUGGACAUUUUGGAUGUUUUCUGUACAGUAGAAUUUGCAAAUGUAUA